AUGCUCACUUCCGUGGGAAGGGCCGCCGCUCGUCGCGUCCAGACAUCCCGCAUUUCUGCUCCCACCUCCGUUUCCGCCCAAUUGAUCGGCCGCCAGAACGCUGUUGCCGCCGCGCUUCCUAUUCGAAGUUUCACUGCCUCAACAUGGUCGUCCUCUCCUACCGCGAGUGAUAAGAAACCCGCCAAGAAGACCACUGCCACCACCACUAAGAAGGCUGCUGGCACAACCACUGCCACCAAGUCCAAGGCCAAGGCCACUGAGACCAAGUCGAAGGAUAAGGCUGUCAAGGCUAAGGCUAAGCCCAAGCCCAAGGCUGUUGAGGAAAAGCCCAAGAAGCCUAAGAAGGAGGUCGACCCCGAGAAGCUCAAGAAACUUGAGAUCAAGGAAGUCAAGAAGUGGACUCUCAAAGACAAGCUUCCUACUCUGCCAGCUUCUUCAUGGAUCCUCUUCAUGUCCGAGAACAGAGGAAGCAGCCUGGGCGCUGGUGGAAUCACCCAGCAGACCGCUGCAAUGGCAGAGAAGUUCCGUCAACUGAGCCAGUCUGAGCUCGAUGACCUUACCGCCAGAGCCUCUGCCAACCGUGAGAAGAACAUAGAGAACUACAAGGCUUGGGUUGAGGCACACGAGCCUGCGCGCAUCUUCAUCGCCAACAAGUCCCGCCGUCGCUUGGCAUUCCUGACUGGCAAGCCCGAGAAGCCCAUCAACGAUGAGCGUCUGCCUGCCCGCCCACGAGGCUCCUACGCCGUGUUCGUAUCCGAGAACCACUCGCGCUUUGCCAACUCUGGCAAUGUCGAGGUGUUCAAGAUGCUUGCCGAGGAGUGGAAGCAAGUCAACGCAGCUGAGAAGGCUCGUUACGAAGAGAAGGCCGCAGAGGGCUCCGUCAAGUACAAGGCCGAGAUGGAAAAGAUUGAGGCCCGCGCAGAAGCCAUCCAGGCGGCUGGUCUGCCUAAUUAA
Molecule: messenger RNA, 954 nt
Organism: Fusarium pseudograminearum CS3096
Lineage: Eukaryota; Fungi; Ascomycota; Sordariomycetes; Hypocreales; Nectriaceae
Exons: 2
Coding region: 1-954 (317 amino acids)
Source: RefSeq, a predicted model, not a curated record